AUGGGGAACAACUGCUGUGCCAGCUCCGACGGCGAUAAAGGCGAUGUCGCCGUUACGAAGCAAGUUCGCGUCCAAGACAUCGUGGACGCUCACAGCUCUGUGGUCCAGUCUGGCGCAGACCUCGCUUUGCUGGAAAGGCUGCAAGGAUCCUCUUGGAUACGCAAGUCGGAUGGCAAUGCAAUGGGCCAGAUCCAAAACUCCGAAGUCGUCUGGGACAGCGGCUUCAAGUCCGCCAACAGCAAGCUGAGUUCGAACGGCACCGCUACGAUAGUCAUGAACAUAAAAGACAAGGACAAGUCCUACAGCUUCUCAGGUACGGUGGCCUUCGAGGACCCGGUGUCCAUCACCUGGUCGGAUGGCGAUGUCUGGACGCGAGUCACAGGCUGA
Molecule: messenger RNA, 387 nt
Organism: Symbiodinium sp. CCMP2456
Lineage: Eukaryota; Dinophyceae; Suessiales; Symbiodiniaceae
Source: the annotation of a GenBank genome assembly